Molecule: messenger RNA, 1128 nt
Organism: Aspergillus melleus
Lineage: Eukaryota; Fungi; Ascomycota; Eurotiomycetes; Eurotiales; Aspergillaceae
Exons: 3
Coding region: 1-1128 (375 amino acids)
Molecular function (GO): dioxygenase activity
Source: RefSeq, a predicted model, not a curated record
AUGGCGCCCUCCGCGGUAGAACAAGAAUCCCGCCUAUCUACCGAAAAGAUUCUCAUUAAACCAUGGGCUCGACCAACACCAACGAAAGAAGAUCUUGAUUGGGCUCCUCUCGUGCAGAUUGAUCUGUCCCGGUUUGACGACCCAGGCGGAAAGGACGAACUUGCCAGGCAGCUCUACGAUGCCGUCACUCGCGUCGGAUUCUGGGUCGUAGUUGGCCAUGGAAUAGACGAUGACCGUGUGCUGCGUCAGUUCAGCUUUGGGAACGCUUUCUUCAAAGAGCCCAUCGAAGAAAAACGCAGUUUCCCGUGCAACUUCGCCGACGGGGAGUACUUUGGAUAUCGGGAGAAUGAGCGAUGGAUUGGGGAUACGGGAGUGAAGGACAAUGUCGAGAUGCUGAACAUCCCGAAAGCAAUCCCUGCGUGGGAAGACAUUCCCAAACACCGAAUCGUGCGACAGAACUACGAUGAGAUCGCAAGCUUCCAUCGCGAUCUCUUUGACAAGGUUCUGCGCAAACUCUUUGUCUUGACCUCCAUCAUCCUCGAGUUGCCGGAGAAUUACCUGACCGAUGCGCACGACUAUGACGAGCGUUCCGACGAUCAUCUGCGUUAUAUGAUCUAUAACACCCGUACUGCCGAUGAAUGGGCCAAGGCACAGGGCUAUACCAAAGGUGGACAUACGGACUUUGGGAGUUUAACGCUUUUGUUCUCGCAGAAUGUUGCUGGCUUGCAAAUUCGAACUUUAGAGGGCGACUGGAAAUAUGUAAAGCCCGUUGAAGGAGGGAUUACGUGCAACACGGCCGACACUCUGUCGUUCCUGACAAAUGGGUUCCUAAAAUCUACCAUCCAUCGAGUCGUCACGCCACCGGCUGACCAAAUCCACAUUGCUCGCCUAGGACUCCUCUAUUUCUGCCGACCCGGCGAUAACACGGUCAUGAAGACGGUUCCAUCGCCGCUGCUUGAGAGGCUUGGGUUGCUCACCGGCGACGAUAAAACCGAUCAGCCGGUGGCCACGGGCACGGAAUACGUACGCGCUCGCGUUCGCGACGUGCAUCACAAGAAGGUGAUCGAUCGCCGAGAGAACACUUCAUUUGAGUUUAAGGGACUGAAGGUCCCGAAUUACUAUAGCUAG